This is a messenger RNA of Phlebotomus argentipes, 1763 nucleotides long. Its product is annotated as mucin-2. NCBI's taxonomy places the organism in Eukaryota, Metazoa, Arthropoda, Insecta, Diptera, Psychodidae. The record is from RefSeq and is a predicted model, not a curated record. The transcript is spliced from 6 exons. The coding region runs from base 159 to 1763 and encodes 534 amino acids.
CAAAACGCGCUCCGGACUCGUGUGCAUUGAAAGGUCAACGGGUUUCUUGUCUGACACGGAUUUAGAGUUAUUCUCUCUUUUCGUAACAAAGAGUGAGGUCGCCUCUUGAAAGGUGUGACGAGGUGAAAUAAGAUACAAAAGUGAAAGUGCUAAAAAUAAUGGCUAUAUAUGAAUCGCAGAUGUUUUUGCACGUAAUAUGGAGUGUACUGUUAAUUACAAUUGCCACAGCCACUCCUCCUGAUCUUAGUAGUCUGACAGCACAUGAAAAACCUGAACUAUCUGAACAUUUAAGCGCCGUGAUUGGUGAAGACGUGGCUAAAAGUAUUGAGUACAAACGACAAGCUGAGGUGGCUCCACUUACUACGCCAAAAUCACGGAUUCAGAUCAAGACGGCGCCGAAUGGAGUAGAUUACGAGUAUGAGUAUGUGUAUUACUACUAUGAUGAUGAUGAGGAUGCUAAUCGCACAACAACACGCAAUCGUUACCAGACCAUUGAGCGUACUACCAAACCGUUUGAGAUGGGUAACAGUCUGUCUAAAGGCGAAAAAGAGCGCCUUCCAUCUAGCACACGAUUCCCGCCGCGUCACGGGGAAUCUAAUAAAAGCUCAGAGAUCGCCGUUGUAAAGGUAAAGCAUCCCAGCCUUGAUUUGGUUGAUAGCGACACAUUUAAUACAGCGGAUAAUCGUAAUCUGUAUGCUACGCCAUCCAAUGAUGAUCCAAUGGAAAAGGUCGCUUUUGAUCUUUAUGUAAUCCUACAGAAUGAAAUGAUGGCUGCUGAAAUUACGAAUACUACGACAGAGGAGGAUGAAACAACAAUAGAAGUUACUACGGAGGCCGAAACUACGACGGAAGCUACCACAACAACAGUUACACAACGUACAACAGAAGUGGUUGUUGAAUCACGCCCUGCUGCAUCACGAAACCGUUUCAAACUUCGACCGGUAACAACGACAUCCACAACAGAUGUGAUUCCUGCCAAGAGUCGAUAUGGAGCUGGAAAGCCUCCUGCUAGUCGAGCCAACUCGUUUGGUCGAACUUUUAGUACCACAGAGCCAUCGACAACAACUGUUUUUGAACGACCGUCAUUCGGAACCCGUGGUAUUAGAACCCGCAAUCGCUUCAAUUUACGUCAUACCACGGAAACAGUGUUUACGGGGGAGACUUCUACGAAAGCACCGCGUCAAAGGGCCACUUUUAGUAGUCGCUCACGAUCAAGGCCUACUACAGCUCUCUCCGAAGAGUCAUCUACUACUACUACUACUAAACCACGAGUUGCCUUGCCUAGUCGUUUCCUUUCGCCUAGAAAAAGUCUUCUGUUACGUACCACAACACUUCCUAUCGAAACAUCUGAAAAUCAAGAAGAUAAUGAUGCGCAUCAUACGGAAAAAAUAGUUAUCAGUAGCACGGUGUCUUCCAUUCAAGAGAGUACUACUAGUCAAAGCGGUAUUCAUCGACUGAAAAAUCGACCUCGUAUCCACGUUCAUUCCGCAGAGCGCUCUAAGGGUGCUACUCAAAAUGUAUUCGCCAACCGGAAGGUAAAUCCGCUCAUCGCUCGUCGCCAGUUUGGCCUCAAUUCUAGCACGUCUGAAUCACCAUUAGAAAUCGAAGACGAUUCGCCUGAAGAUCUGAAUGAAGCUGUAGCCGAUGAACUUCUGGUUACUGAUCAACCUACUUCUGAACAGCCACGUGGAUUAGGACUGUUGGGGGCCCGACGAAAGUUGCCACUACGUCGUCCGGGCACAAUAUUCUCUGCUGCCCCAUGA